Messenger RNA from Trichogramma pretiosum, 7238 nucleotides. It is a transcript of the gene Dap160, whose product is annotated as intersectin-1. Gene Ontology annotation, molecular function: protein binding; guanyl-nucleotide exchange factor activity; calcium ion binding. Gene Ontology annotation, biological process: positive regulation of Rho protein signal transduction. NCBI's taxonomy places the organism in Eukaryota, Metazoa, Arthropoda, Insecta, Hymenoptera, Trichogrammatidae. The record is from RefSeq and is a predicted model, not a curated record. The transcript has 33 exons. Bases 1033 to 6834 code for a protein of 1933 amino acids.
GCUGAGACUCCUCUCCGACUCCUUUGGCAGGCACGAAAUUCGCACGAUUCGCCGCCGUUCGCGAGAGUAGUACUCGAUACGUCGCUUGUACUACUAUACAACGAGGCCUUCCCCCGUGUGUGUGCGCGCGUGUGUCCGUGCAGUCCAGUGGCAGCUGCACUCCCUAUUUCAUAUAGUGCGUGUGCGAAUGCGUGCCUGGCGUGCUUUCAGGUGCACGGCACACGAGUGUCUCUCGCCGAAAACUCGGAGCGGGCAGUAGUGACCAGCAGCGACUGUGUGGUCUGCCUACUGCGAUCCCCAAGCACGACCAACGCUCCCUGCAACUAGUCACACGGCAUCUCAUUGAUGCCUCCGCACGUCGUCCACUCACACACGCAAGUGUAUGCAUAAAAUUGGCUCUGUGUGUGUGCACCCGUACUACGUGUGGGCCAACCUAUACCUGUAGGAGCCUAGGAGUAGCCGACCGAGCCAACGAAAAGCAGUCGAGAGACUUGGCUGGCGUAUCGUACGCGCACGGCAUUACCAAUACUACUUCGUAUAUAUAGCGAGAGACAGUUCGCUAUACACAGGCCUGGCUGGCAGCUAUACACACACACAUUACACAUACACGCUCGCGCACACACACACAUACUCAUACACCUAUAGUCAUAAUAACACUUGCAGCGUGAGCAGUGUGCCACUGACUGCCAAAUCGAUCGGGAGCUAGCGCGAGAACGACCGACGUGUGCUCGUAUAUAUACUACACUUACUCCUCUUUCUGCUGCAUACAUUGCUGCUUCAAUUUCUAUUUCAUCGACUCCUAACCUGGACGAAUGCAGACGGAUAUGCAGCGACCCUUCGUAACGAGCCGAGAUUCGUCCUGCUUCUUCUGUUGCUGACCUCGGUGUGUGCCGCAGACGAAUUGCCAUUCGAUAACCGACACCGACCACUCGACGCCGUCGAUAUCGGUGUCGUCGCUGACAGCGGGAUUUCGCUGAUACAACAGCGUUCCCUGUAAAAUAUUUCCUUCUCAUUUGACUGCGUGUCUUUGAUAUGACCAGCCCAAUGACUCCCGGAACAGAUCCGUGGAUUAUUUUAGCGCACGAACGUGCCCGAUACCAGCAACAAUUUGAUUCUCUCAAGCCUAUCAAUGGGGUCAUUACUGGUGGCCAAGCCAAAAACCUCUUUUUACAGUCGCAGCUACCACCUGCUGUGCUUGGACAGAUAUGGGCAUUAUCCGAUACUGAUUCCGAUGGACGAAUGGACAUCAACGAAUUCAGUAUAGCCUGUAAACUUAUCAACUUGAGGCUCAGAGGUUUCGAAGUACCAAGUUCAUUACCUCCUUCGCUGAUUCGAAGUUUGCAGGCAUUCGCUGCUGUCAAUACCAGUGUUGUGAGUCCUGUGGUAGCUCCACAAAUUCCAGCUCAAGUUGCUACAACUAAUAUUGCUCCUAUACCACGUCCUACUGCAGGAGUUAUGCCAAGCGCAGUUCCAGGAACAAUCCCAGCUGCAGUAUCUGCAAAUGUUUCCAUGACAUCUCCUCCACUAAUUCCAGGACCUCCAUCAGCAGUUCCAGCUAUGACUAUGCCCAUAGAGGACUCCACUGAUGAUAAGGUCGACAGUGGUGCAAUUCCACAAAGACCUACACCUCCCGACAGUAUCGGAGCUGGAUUCGUACCAACUGCAGGACCACCACCGAAACCGCAGCCGCCGUCAUUUCCUAGUAGUCCAGUUAUAUCACCUGUCAAGCCAGUUGUGCCGCCUAUGGUUCCACCGCCCCCCGCUCAGAUGACCCAACCCUUGGCUGCUCCUGUUUCGAAUAUCGAUUUAUUCGAUCUUUUAAUGUCGGAAGCAAUGCCACCGGUAGCCCCCGUAGCACCUAUCGCUCCGAUGAGCACGGGUCCAGUACCGACAACGGCAUUCGCUAUGCAGCCCCAGGCAAUGCAAAUGCAAGGUAUGCCAGCUCAAGUCAUACCCACUCAAGCUCUGCCUGCGCAAGUAAUACCGACGCCGCAAGUUGUACCCGCUACUGCGGGUAUUAUACAGCCUCUACCCGCCGCAGCACCCGUAGUGCCUAUCGUAGGUUCUGGCAAUGGCAUCAUGACAACUGCAGUAUCCCCGCCUGCAGCAGUAGCUCCGACCAUAACUCCACCCGUUACACCUCUAUCUACUGCUGGAAUGAAUGGCAGUAUAAUCCAUACGCCAGUAUCAACAAGCACACCAAUCUCCACCACAGCUAGACCACCAAGCAUAGAUCGCAUGGGUUCGGUCGACUCACAGCAUAGCCAACACUCCAUUACUUCACCACCUCCGCAGCCACAACAACCCCUCGACUGGGCUGUACCACAUCAAACGAAGCUCAAGUACACGCAACUUUUUAAUACCUGGGAUAGAACACGCUCGGGUUUUCUCUCGGGGCCGCAAGCACGGAAUAUUAUGGUGCAGACGCAACUUCCACAGGCAAUUCUUGCUCAAAUUUGGGCUUUGUCGGAUAUGGAUUCGGAUGGUCGGUUGGGCUGCGAAGAAUUUGUUUUGGCGAUGCAUCUCUGCGAUAUGGCGAAAAAUAAUGAAGUUAUACCUCCAGCAUUACCACUAGAAUUGAUACCUCCCACUUUCAGAAGACAAAGGCAAAGUUCAGUGUCAUCACAAGGUAUUCCCGAAGCAGCAGACCCUCUUGCCGGAAUGCCUCAGACCACAUUUGAAGAUAAGCGUAAAGAAAACUUUGAGAAGGGUCAAGCUGAACUAGACAGAAGACGAAAAUCAUUGCUCGAAAUUCAGCGCAAAGAACAAGAAGAACGUGAACGUAAAGAAAGAGAAGAAGCUGAAAAGCGUGAAAAAAUCAGACUAGAGCAGGAAAGGCGUCGACAAGCAGAAUUAGAGCAACAAAUGUUAAGGCAAAAAGAAAUAGAAGAGGAGAAAGAGAAUGAACGGAAGCGAGCGCAAGAGCAAAGAGAGGCCGCGAGAAAAGAAAUGGAAAGACAACGUCAAUUAGAGUGGGAAAAUAACAAAUCUCAAGAGUUACAAUCACAGCGACAAAAAGAACAAGAGGAGCUUCUUAAAUUAAAAGGCAAAAAUCAAUCUUUAACAAUCGAUCUUGGUUCAUUGAAUGACAAAGUCAAAGAGCUGUCACAAAAAAUUUGUGAUACUCGUGUAGGUGUAUCAACAGUAAAAACGACCAUCGAUGGAAUGCGUACGACCCGUGAUCAGCAACUACAAGAAAUGGCUUCUCUGAAAAAUAAACUACGCGAACAAAAUCAACGGCUACUUGCUUGUGGUCAAGAAAAAGCUCGCCUCGAAGCAAAAACGAAAGCGAUGGAUGCUGGUAACGAAGAGGCGCAGAAACUAAAGCAACUUGCUAUAAAGCAGCUCGAAGACAAGAUUGCCGAUCUAGAAAAAGAAGUAAAAGAAAAAGAGCAAGAAGUAGAAAAUAGUAACAAACAAUUGGAGGAAAUGAAAGAUGAAAUGAAAGAACUGUUCGAAAAUUGCGUGGAAAUGAACAAAAAAUUCGAAGAAAAGAAAAUGGUCAUUCUUGACCUUCGCAAAUCUGGAGCACCAAGUGGUGGAUUCUCUACGGCAGCAUGGGGAGAGGAUGCUUGGGGCGAUACUAGUACAGGCGAAGUUGACAUAGAUUCGUGGCCUACAGAUGAUGCAGCCAAUAUUAAUGUAGCUGCAACAGUAACCAGUGCCCAGCCCGAAGAAGAUCUUGGUGGAGGAAAGAAGUAUCGGGCUCUUUACGAAUUUGUUGCAAGGAAUCAGGAUGAAAUUUCCUUCCAGCCAGGAGACAUAAUAAUUGUCCCACCUGUACAAAAUGCAGAACCUGGUUGGAUGGCUGGAGAAAUUCGAGGUCAUACAGGAUGGUUCCCAGAGUCUUACGUCGAGCCAGUUGAGGUUGAUGUUGAUCCGACUGAAGCUGUGUUUGCUCACCAAGACAGCACUGAAAAGCGGAUGUUAGAAGGAAUUGCUGAAGUUCCUGAAAACGUAUCGGACGCCGGUUCGGCAGCAAGUGAAGCACCUUAUAUUGAACCCAUCACACCUAAAUUUGGUGAAGGACAGUUGUGCAACAUAUCAGCAACGACAUUGUAUCAAUACCGACCUACUUCAGAACAACACUUGAUCUUUAAUAAAGGCGAAACUGUUACUGUUAAAGAACAACAGGAUGUUUGGUGCUAUGGGGAAUCAUCUACUGGUCAAGUUGGUUGGUUUCCCAAAGCGUAUGUCAAAAUGGAAGAAGUAUCUAAUGGACAAGAUACAGCAUCAACCGAAGGCCUCAACGAGUAUUAUAUGUCUCUUUAUGGGUACAACUCUAAUGAGGCUGGUGAUCUUGAUUUCAACAAUGGUGAGGUUAUUCUUGUUAUCAAGAAAGAUGGCGAUUGGUGGACUGGGGUUAUUGGUGACAGACAGGGUAUUUUCCCAUCGAAUUAUGUUGAAAAAUACGACAUGCCAGUUGACCAGCCUGCCGUUGCAACUCAAGACAUUCCAAAGCUUGAACACUUGAGUGACACUGAAUCACCUUUAAAAACACAAGAAGUUAUAAAGCCACAGCAGCAACAACAGCUACCAUUGGAGAAAACAGCUGAGCAAUUAGAAGAAGAACGAGCAGAAGCCGAAGACAGAGCUGAAUUACCUGAUUUUUCAGCCAUGUCUCAACAGCAGUAUCCAUCGAAGCGAGGUCGAAAACCAGCCGUCGUUCAAGUGAUAGCGCCGUACAAAGCUACCAGUAUCGAACAAUUGGAUCUGCAAAAAGGUCAAUUAAUUAUGGUCCGUAAAAAGACUGAAUCUGGUUGGUGGGAAGGUGAACUACAAGCAAGAGGCAAAAAAAGACAAAUCGGAUGGUUUCCGGCGUCGUAUGUCAAAGUUUUGCAGAGCUCACGGCCGGCAAGUAAUCGUAGCACACCUGUGUCUCAUCGUUACCAAGACUCACCUACAGGCGAUCCAUUUGCUGAAAAAGUAAUGGCACUCUAUCCCUACAAAGCACAAAAUGACGACGAAUUGAGUUUCGAAAAAGGCGACGUAAUAGUCGUUUUAUCAAAGGACGAAGACUCGUGGUGGCGUGGUGAUUUGAAUGGCACAACGGGGGUAUUUCCAAGCAAUUACGUAUCAUCAAUGUUAGUCGAAGAUGUUUUCAACGGCAAUUCAAGCUUGACGACCAAUCAGCUACAGCCAAACAAUAAUCACAAUUACCAUCACCAUCAUCAUUACCACCAGCCACAACACAAUCAUCAGAUGGAUUCGAUGGAGCGCAAGCGGCAGGAAUAUAUCAAGGAAUUGAUCGCUACCGAAGAAGCUUACAUCAUUGAUAUGCAGUUGGUGCACGAGGUUUUCGAGAAACCCCUUCUAGCCAGUAAUGUACUGAGCGUUGCCGAUGUAGAAAAAAUCUUUAUCAAUUGGAGAGACAUUAUCGCAUGCAAUGAUAAUUUCCUCAGAAAUUUAAGAAUACGAAAGGCCUACAGCGAAGGAGGCGUCGUUCGAAUGAUUGGUGAUAUUCUAUGCGAAAGUAUACCACAAAUGUCCGCAUACGUUAGAUUUUGUAGUUGUCAGAUCUCAUCGGCAGUAUUUCUGCAAAGAUUGACCGAAACCGUACCAGCUUUUGUUGAGGUUUCUCAAAAAUGCCAACAAGAUCCUAGAACCAAAGGAAUGCCUCUGAGCUCGUUUCUCAUAAAACCAAUGCAGCGAAUCACCAAAUAUCCAUUACUAAUUGGAAAGAUAUUAGAAUAUACCAAAGCUGAUCACCCAGAUAGACAGUAUUUGCAAGAGGCUUUAUCCAAAGCCGAAGAAUUUUGCACUCAAGUGAACGAAGGUGUACGCGAAAAGGAAAACAGCGACAGACUUGAAUGGCUGCAGACGCACGUAAACUGCGAAGGUUUAGAGGAAAAAUUGGUUUUCAACUCUUUGACAAAUUCGCUAGGUCCCCGCAAGCUUCUACACUACGGUAUUUUACACAAAGCUAAAAGUGGCAAGGAACUCGUUGGAUUUUUGACCAAUGACUUUUUAAUGUUUGCUCAACCAUUGAAAUCACUACCGAGUGGUCAUCAGUUCUCGUUCGAACGUUGUGAAAACCUCAAAUUCAAACUAUACAGACGACCAAUGUUUUUGCAAAAUCUCGUGAUUUACAACGACAGAAAUGACUCGAUUGCCAAUGGCCGUGGUAAUGUCAGUCCAGGUACGCAAGGUAAUGCCUUUUUCGGCACAAAUGGACACGAUUCUCCUCUAUCAUCGUGGGGAAAUGGGGAGCAGGCUUUGCGCACUUUGAAGCUGGGCGAUGGCAAAAAAACUAUAACACUCGUUGCUCAAUCCGUCAGCGAAUGUUCUCUAUGGGUCCGUCGAAUUGCUGAAGCAAGAAUGCAAUUUGCAGAAAAAUCACGAUUACUUAGGCAGCGUUCGAAGCAAGCGCAAUUCAAAGCAUGUGGAAGAAUACUUGUGACCGUACUCGAAGGAUCGAGUCUUAAAACUAUAAAUGUUCGACAAACACGACCGAAGGGUUACUUUUAUGUAACGAUCGAGAGGGCUGAAUCGCUUUUCUAUAGAGUUAGAGGUAAAUGCAACGCUUUUUGUAAGGUCACAAUGGGCUCACAAGAAGAACACACAAUAGUCGUUUCAGGCACAGAUUGUCCAGUAUGGGAUACUUCGAUGCAAUUCAAAGUUAAAAAUUUGCACGAAGAUACAUUGUGUAUUACUAUUUUUGACAAAGGAUAUUUUAGUCCUGAUGAAUUUUUGGGACGAGCUGAAGUAAGAGUCAUCGACAUAGUGAGAGAUAGCAAAGAUGCUUGCGGUCCUAUCACUAAGCGCAUAAAACUACGUGAAGUUGUUCGAGGAGAUGUAGUCUUAAAGUUAGACUUGCGUCUUUUUGACGGUUAAUUCCAUGAUAGGAAAAACUGUGAAAACUAUUGUAAUGAGCGCAUAAUAGUAUCGUGAUUAUAAAUCAUCAUCAGUCUUAGUUAUGAGAUUUUAAGGAAGCUUUGGUGAAAUAAUUUCCCAAUCAGUAGGCAUUCAUAGAUUUCCUCUGAAUGAUCGAGUAUUUUUAAAUUUUAAUACAUUGCAUGUAAUUUUUCUGCGAAGUCUGAUUAUUUCUAGGCGUUAAGUAAUUGAUAAAAUAUUUUAUAUUUUACUUGAACAAAAUAGAAAAGCUAUUUUUCUUGUAACGACAAUUUUACGAGUAUUGUGAAAUUUGUAUAAUUUUUAGAUAAAUGUAUAAACAAUUGUUAUUUUCAUACCACAAAUGCUCUCUUUCAUCUUAAUGAAAUUAAAUCAUUAAAUGAUAA